AGCUGUUUGCAAAACUAAUGUCAAUCGCAAAAAUUUCGCCACUUCCUUGACCAAAACGGAAAUCGAUGUAACAACGCGUCCUGGACGCUCAUAGGCGCUGAGACAGCUUUGAAUUUGACUUUCUCUAUCACCUAUACACUAUGGUCAACCGAAGAAUCAGCAACGAUAUCAAAGAAUGUGCCAUUCGACUCUGGGACAAUGGAUGGGAGUUGGAGGAUAUAAGUGAAGUACUUGGUAUUAGUGGGAGGAGCUGCUACCGCUGGCGACGGAUAUUCGAGGAGCCGGGCCAAGCUGGGCCAAAGUGACGGCCUGACCAUGGCUUUGGCCCGGCU
Molecule: messenger RNA, 332 nt
Organism: Suillus paluster
Lineage: Eukaryota; Fungi; Basidiomycota; Agaricomycetes; Boletales; Suillaceae
Exons: 1
Coding region: 141-305 (54 amino acids)
Source: RefSeq, a predicted model, not a curated record